AUGGCCGAUUUUUUACAAUCGAACACACCCGGCAACGAGGGGCACCACGUCACCGACAUGUGUGAGAUCGGCGGGGACCUGCAGUCCCAGCGCGAUGUCCACUAUGAAGUCAAGGUGCCUAGCGCCCUCACAAAGACCAGGCAGGCUGGGCAGGGCUCGGGGCGGCACACGGCGGAUGCUGGCCCGCUCGUCCAUGCGACCGGCAAGGGCUGGGUCAAAGAGCACAAGGGACAGUACUACGACGCGCUCCAUGUCAAGAACGGAAUCGUCAAAAUUUGUCUCGUCGAAAGCCAGGGCGGCAUCGCGCCGCCGACCAAGAGAAUCAUCCACAAAUUCGCCAAAGAGGUCGGCAGCGGCCCGAGCGCCGUCGACCGCACCGACUACGGCACAGCCUCCGGCAGCGCCCGGGGCUUCGUCCAGCACCACUCGCAACAGCUCUCGCGCGCCGCCGUCUGUGGCGAUGCGGGGCGUAGCCGGCACCACCAGAAGAAGGCCAUUCGCGACGCAACAGCCGGGGCGAGCGGCCGCCUCGCGGCGGGUCCGGCGAUCGCGGUGCUGUCGGUCACGCUGAGCGAGUCGAUGCUCUCGAGCGUGCUCUUUCCCUUCCUGCCUUGGUUGGUGCGAGACCUCGGCGUGCCUGCGGACAGCGUGGCUCUCUACUCUGGGCUGCUCUCCUCUGCCUUCAACGUCUCCAGCCUCGCUGGCGCAGUCGUGUGGGGUCGCCUCUCCGACGUGCACGGCCGGCUGCCGGUGCUGGCUCUCGGCCUGGGCAGUAACGCAGUCUCGAUGGUGCUGCUCGGCCUCUCGGCGAGCUUUCCACAGGCCGUCGCAGCGCGGCUUGUCGCCGGGUGCCUCAACGGGAACGCCGGCAUCGCGCGCGCCGCCAUGCGGGAGAUGACCACCGAGGAGACUCGCGCGCACGGCUUUGGGCUGAUGAGCCUCGCGUACGGCGUCGGCUUCUUCCUCGGCACAAACAUCGGCGGGCUGCUCGCCCAGCCGGCGGAGCUGGUCCCCUCGCUGCUCGCGGGCUCGCUGCUCGACCGGUUCCCGUACCUGCUCCCGUGCGCCAUCGCAACCUCUGGAGGGCUCCUCUCGCUGCUCCUCGUGCUGAGGCAGCUGCGGCUCGAGCUGCGGCAGCAGCGCACGCGGGAGAGGGGGAGGGGGCGGAGCGGCAGCCGGGCCGGCCGCACCGGGCGGGACACGGACCCGCUCGUCGAGGUCGGGGGCGCAAGUAGAGGCGAGGGAGGCGAGGGAGGCUUGAGGCGCCCCUCGCCGAGCCCAGGCCACGGCGCAGGCUCGGGCCGCGGCUCGGGCUCGUCUCGCCCGUCGGAGGGGUUCGCGCUCUGCGUCCUCGCGCAGUUCGGCCUCAACCUCGUCAUCGUCGGCUUCGAAGAGGCCUACUCCCUCUUUUGCGCGAGCCGCCCCUCGGGCCUCGGGCUCGGUCCCUCCGACAUCUCCGCCUCGCUCACGCCGCUCAGCCUCAGCCUGCUGCUCUGGCCGCUCGCCUUCCCGCGCCUCGAGCGGGCCAUCGGCGCGGCGGCCUGCUUCCAGCAAGGCGUCUCCCUCUUCCUCCUCGCCUCCCUCGCCACCCCGCUCCUGCGCACCAUCCCCGCGGGAAGGAGCCUGCUCGGCCUGCCGUCCACCGCCUGGCUCUGGCUCUUCCUGUCGGCCAUCUCGCUCGCGCGCGGCGUGGGAGGCGUGCAGGCGACAACCUCGAUCGCCCUCCUCCUCAACAGCCUCCUCCAUACCGACCUCGGCCUCUACAAUGGGCUCGCCGUCUCCGCCUCCGCCCUCGCCCGCUCCAUCGCACCAGCUCUCACCGGGUGGACCAUCGGCGCGCUCCACGGCUUCCGGGUCCCCUUCUACCUCAUCUCGUGCACGUGCGUCGCGACCCUCGUCGUGGCCACUCGCGUCGCCGCACUCGCCUCUGCACAAAGCCGCCCGCCGCCUUUGGACUCGGCAGCGCGGGUGCCUUUGGACUCGGCCGCGCCUCCUCCGGCACGGUCCAGGACAGGGGGAGGGAGCCGCCGGCGCGUGGACCCCGAGUCGGCCAGCGCCGUCGCCAGAAUCACCGCGCGCACGCGGCAGCGUUUGCUGGAGCUCCUCCGACGACAUGACGGUCGCGGUAGGCGGCUCGUGCCGACGGCGGAGCCAGCGGAGCAUCGUCGCAUGUCUUCAGGUGUCAAGGUGUGA
Messenger RNA from Emiliania huxleyi CCMP1516, 2193 nucleotides. RefSeq lists its product as hypothetical. The record is from RefSeq and is a predicted model, not a curated record. Gene Ontology annotation, biological process: transmembrane transport. Gene Ontology annotation, molecular function: transmembrane transporter activity. The transcript is spliced from 3 exons. Lineage: Eukaryota; Haptophyta; Isochrysidales; Noelaerhabdaceae. The coding region runs from base 1 to 2193 and encodes 730 amino acids.